ACUAGAGAAGCAGAAGCUUAGUUUUAAAAAGAGAUUAUUAUCAUCUGAAUCUUACCUACAUUCGAUUAUCAUUAUUGUUAUUAUUAUUUACAGUCAUGGUAAUAAAGCUUGUUGAUUGUCGGUGCUGGAGUUUAGGUGGAGGACUUCUAUUCUGACGGUGUUUUUCUCUAACGUAAAUAAAUAUAACCUAAAUAGCUGAAUCCAAAGGUUUAUCGUACAGUGACUAUCUAGUGUGUAAAUCUUAAUGAUAAAUAAUUAUUAAAUAAAAGCUAAUCAUGUCAAACACUAGAUUUUUUAUGUACUUCGCUUUUGGAAGUAAUUUACUGAAGGAGAGGCUGCAGUUGCAAAAUCCAUCAGCAGUGUUUUAUUGUGUGGGGAAACUCAAGGGUUACGUACUUAAAUUUGGACUGUGGGGAGAGAAUGUAACCAGCAGGUGGAAUGGUGGAGUGGCUACAAUUGAAGAAUGUCCAGAUGAUGAUGUCUGGGGUGUAGUGUGGAAAAUGGCAAACAAGGACAUCACAACUUUGGAUAAACAGGAGGGGGUGGACAAAGGUGUCUACAGCCCUAUGGAAGUGACCGUAGACACAGAAAGUGGGCCACUUCUCUGUAGGACAUACAAGAUGAACAAUGUGAAACCCUGUCUUCCUUCCCCUCAGUAUAAACAGGUUGUAUGUUUAGGAGCCCAACAGAAUGGAUUACCUGAAGAGUAUGUAAAGAAGCUACAGGCACUGGAGACCAACAACUAUACUGGACCUUCCAUAUUAGAUGACAUUAGAGAACGCAAGGCGUAAACUCUGUGUGUGGAAAAUUAAUUAAUUAAUUGUGAAAAUAAAACAGUAGCAGAGUGGCAGUGCUUGAAGGUACUCAGUGAUGAUGUGAUUGUUUUCUUGUAUUAAUGACGAAUAAUUUUGCUGUGAUAAAUUAUUAAAAUGUUUUAAUAAACAUAAAGCUGUAAUGAUUA
Messenger RNA from Trichomycterus rosablanca, 961 nucleotides. RefSeq names its product gamma-glutamylcyclotransferase a (gene ggcta). Gene Ontology annotation, molecular function: gamma-glutamylcyclotransferase activity. The transcript has 4 exons. The record is from RefSeq and is a predicted model, not a curated record. The coding region runs from base 276 to 791 and encodes 171 amino acids. Lineage: Eukaryota; Metazoa; Chordata; Actinopteri; Siluriformes; Trichomycteridae.